Messenger RNA from Diversispora eburnea, 1779 nucleotides. NCBI's taxonomy places the organism in Eukaryota, Fungi, Glomeromycota, Glomeromycetes, Diversisporales, Diversisporaceae. The record is from the annotation of a GenBank genome assembly.
AUGCAAAAUAUACAAGCAACUUCACUUCCAAACCCUCCCUCGAUUCUUUCUCAAUACACAAGACAAAUAGACAACAAUUUUCUAAACAUACCUUCAAUCGUAACAUCCCCUUCCAUACCUACCUCGGUUUCCGAAGCUUUUCUUUUCAAUUUUCAAGAACCUUUGACUAGUCCAAUUUCCCAGGCAAUCUCUGCUCCCGUUACUCCUACAGGUAGCGGUGCUCCAGGAAAUAAUCAGAAUACUACUUCUGAUGGAAAGUCCAACGGUUCUAAGAGUAAUAGUAACUUGGCUCAUAUUCCAUGUAAAUUCUUCAAAAGUGGAGCAUGUACCGCUGGAAAAAACUGUGUCUUUUCGCAUAGUAAAGAACCCCCAUCCGAUAAUUAUGUUUGCAAGUACUUCUUAAAAGGAAAUUGUAAAUUUGGAAGCAAAUGUGCUCUUUCUCAUACUUUACCAAAUGAACGUAAGUCAAGUGUUAAUGUUAGAAACGGAAAAAAUGGUCCAUCAAGGUCCAUUAUUCCAGAAAUUAGAUCUCCUAUUAUGACCCCUCAAAAUUACGGUCAGGAUAUCAAUGAAUACCAACCUUUGAAUUCACCUGGAGUUCCCUUCGCUCGGAUUCCAAUAAGUCCAUCCGAGUAUUCAACAAAUAGUAGACCAUAUAGCCAGUUAACGGCUUCAUUGAAUGAUUAUAAUCCAUUUUCCGAUGAAAGCAAUUCCUCAAAUAGAUUGCGUAACGUUGCUGCAAGUUUUAAUAACGAUCGUUUAUCCGCACCUGUAAAUAUUCAAGGGCAACAACGUAGGUCAUUACCAGAUAUAUUUGGUUUGGAAACUUUCGGAACUUCUCCUUUCCAACCAGCAGGAACAAAAUCCCUUUUUUUUCCCGUGUCUUACGUUAGUGAUAGUGGUGCUCUUUCUCCAACUACAAAUCCUCAUCAACAACUUCAUAGUAUUCCUGAAUAUCAACAACAUGACGAGUCCCUCGUCGAUGAAUUGUGUAAUUACGAUUAUGAAGAAUAUAUUCCUGCUUCUUUAAGGGAUUUAUUAACACCUACAGAACGUGAAAGACGUCGUAGUAGACAAGAGGGUAGUUCCUCUUCUUUGCAUCCAGUUCAUGCAGAUGGACCACAUCAUAAUUAUUACAAUUCACGCGUAGAUCAUGCACAUAUCCCUUACGGAAGGUCUUUGCCUACUGGUGUUAGUGUAGGAUUGACUUCAAAUUUCAUGAAUCAAAAUGAUGGUCAACAUUUGAAUACAACUGGGUUUGGUCCGAAUUCAUUCUUUCCUAAUAAUCAUAAUGUUAGAAAUAUUACUAUUAAUACAAAUUUCGAAGAAUGGAAUGAUCAAAUUUCUCCUUUAAGUCCUUUACACCCUAAUAAUGUUCCUUAUUCUCCAGCCAAUUAUCCGAAUGAAUUCCAAAGUUUCCCGGGGACAACUCCGGCAAUCAAUAUACCUUUACCUUUACCUCAUGAUUUUCAUGCUGCAGCUUCCGAAAAUAAUUUACUGUUCCGUCCUGAGGUUGGCCCGAUAAGCCGACCAAAUGGUGGUACAAAUAAUGGAAAUGGGCGAAAUUCACCACCUACAGAUCUAUUUAGUCCUUUUAUGGAUGAUGAAUUUGUCUUUAAUAUGGAAAAUGAUCAAGCUCCUUCUCAAGAAAUGUCUCCCACAAAGACAUCCGAAACAGCACCAAAGACCCCUCUUUCUUAUUCUGCAAUUACCAAGGCAGGUCUAAAGGAAUCGGGAUCUACCCCCGGACUUAGUGUCGACUCGAGACGUUAUGAGCCG